AUGUCGAGAAGGGUUGUUGUCACAGGGUUGGGAGCAUUAACGCCACUUGGAAACUCACUCAAAGAGUCCUGGAACUCGUUACUGGCCGGCAAAUCGGGAAUUGUUUCGACUUCUUCCCUUAACAAUGCACAAGACUAUGCUUCGCAUUGCCCGCCCACCGUGACAGUAGGUAAAGUCCAAGACUUUGAUCCCAAGAACUAUGGAGACUUGUUCUCCACCCAGGAUCAGCGGCGCAUGAGCCUCUUCACUCUUUUCGCAAUAGCCACGGCGCAGGAAGCGCUCGGAGACGCCGGGCUCCUCCAAAACCGUUUUGUCGAUAGAGACCGUUUCGGAUGCGUGAUCGGCUCAGGGAUUGCAUCCAUUCACGACACUUACGACACUAUCAUGGACUUUUCUGCAGGCAAGCGGGUAUCUCCGACGUUUGUCCCCAAGAUUCUCAACAACAUGGCUGCCGGGAACGUCUCGAUUAAAUUCCAGCUCCGAGGAGUGUCGCACUGCGCAUCCACAGCUUGUGCUACGGGAAACAACUCCAUUGGCGACGCCUACAAUUUCAUUCGUCUUGGCUACAAUGACAUUUGUCUUGCCGGUGCAAGUGAGGCUAGCGUCCACCCACUCGCUCUUCAAGGAUUUUUGAGAGCGAAAAGCAUCACACCAACAGGCAUAUCACGACCUUUUGACAGCGAACGUGACGGUUUCGUGUUAGGUGAAGGAUGCGGAAUUGCUGUCCUCGAGUCCUUGGAACAUGCGCAACGUAGAGGUGCCCGCAUAUACGCAGAAGUGGCAGGUUAUGGCCUCAGUAGCGACGCUCACCACAUCACCUCACCUCUUGAAAGUGGAGACGGUGCAAGGCGAGCAAUGCAGAUGGCACUGGGUGAUUACGCCCCGGAUAAGGUUGGCUACGUGAAUGCUCACGCAACUUCCACGGUACUAGGCGAUCGAGCGGAGGUAAAUGCUAUCAAAAACGUAUUCGGUGGGAACAGGAACUCAAAACUUUUUGUCUCGAGUAAUAAGGGUAAUAUGGGCCAUCUAUUAGGUGCAGCUGGCGCGGUAGAGAGUAUUUUCACGAUCAAAAGCUUACACCAUGAUGUUAUUCCUCCUACGCAUAACCUCGACGAUAUCGACCCGACGUUUGAAGUUCAAUCUAGAGAAUCCACAAAUAUGCAUUUCGUAAAGGGACAGCCUCUUGAAACGAGUCUAAAACUAGCUAUCAAUAAUAGUUUUGGCUUUGGAGGUGUCAAUUCUUGCAUCCUUUACAAGAAAUGGGAAAACGACGUUUAA
Molecule: messenger RNA, 1278 nt
Organism: Lachancea fermentati
Lineage: Eukaryota; Fungi; Ascomycota; Saccharomycetes; Saccharomycetales; Saccharomycetaceae
Source: the annotation of a GenBank genome assembly